Molecule: messenger RNA, 1438 nt
Organism: Salvia hispanica
Lineage: Eukaryota; Viridiplantae; Streptophyta; Magnoliopsida; Lamiales; Lamiaceae
Source: RefSeq, a predicted model, not a curated record
CACAAGAUCUUCUCUUCUCUUCCCUUCUCUUCUGUUCUCUUCUCAGUCAGUCAAGAGUGAGAGAGAAUGUCAAACACAAGCGAAAAUGGUGAAACACAGCUCAAGGUACCAUUGUUGGAAGACAGAGGAAAGAGCACUGAAUUAGUAGAAAAAGAAGAUGGAGACAACCCUCGGCUGAGUAGCAGAGUUUGGGUGGAGACGAAGAAGCUAUGGCGGAUCGUGGGCCCCGCCAUCUUCAGCCGCAUGACGUCGUACACCAUGUUCGUCAUCACCCAGGCCUUCGCCGGCCACCUAGGCGACCUCGAGCUCGCCGCCAUGUCCAUCGCCUCUAAUGUCAUAGUCGGCUUCGACUUCGGCCUCCUGUUAGGCAUGGCGAGCGCGCUAGAGACGCUAUGCGGCCAGGCGUUCGGGGCGAAAAAGUACUACAUGCUGGGGAUCUACCUCCAGCGGUCGUGGAUCGUGCUCUUCGCGUGCUGCGUUGCGCUGCUACCGCUCUUCUUCUACGCCACCCCGAUCCUGAAGGCGGUGGGGCAGCCGGACGACGUGGCGGAGCUGUCGGGGACGGUGGCGCUGGUCUUCAUCCCGCUCCACUUCAGCUUCGCCUUUACGUUCCCGCUGCAGCGCUUCCUUCAGAGCCAGCUCAAGAACAGCGUCACCGCGUACGUGAACCUCGUCUCGUUUAUCGUGCACGUGCUCAUGAGCUACCUCCUCGUCUACCGCCUCAGCCUCGGCCUCGUGGCCACCGCCUUCACCCUCAACAUCUCGUGGUGGAUCACGGUGUUUGGUCAGUUCAUCUACGUUGUCGGUGGCGGAUGCCCCCAUACGUGGACCGGGUUCUCGACCCAGGCCUUUUGCGGUCUGUGGGAUUUCCUCAAGCUCUCGGCUUCUUCCGGCGUCAUGCUAUGUCUGGAGAAUUGGUACUAUAGGAUUCUGAUUGUGAUGACCGGAAAUCUCAAGAACGCGACGAUCGCAGUUGAUGCAUUAUCCGUCUGGUGUUUGAAUGAUGAAGGGGUGGCCGUUGGAUCUGGAUGGCAAUCAUACGUGGCAUACAUCAACCUAGGGUGCUACUAUUUGGUGGGAGUUCCACUUGGAGUUUUGAUGGGAUGGGUAUUUGACCAAGGAGUUAUGGGAAUUUGGGCUGGUAUGAUAUUCGGUGGAACUGCAGUUCAGACACUAAUACUUGCUAUUAUUACAAUAAGAUGUGACUGGGAAAAAGAGGCGGCUAAGGCAACUAUGCAUGUGGACAAGUGGUCAGAUUCAAGAAACACUGCAUAAACUGAUAAAGAGAUAGGGCCAACAUCAAUUUUUUUUGUAAUAAUAUCUUCUUCAAGUACUUACUAAAAUUGUAAUUUAAGUGACACCUAGAAUUCAAGUUCAUAUAUAAUGAUGAUGUAUUGGAUUGGAUUUAAGGUUACAUAUUUUGUAAAGAUUUUGGUUA